AUGAAACUUAUUACUGUUUUAUUCUUUUUAAUUUUCAAUUCGAUAUUAUUGAGUUUAAUUAAUUCUGUUAAAAAUAAUAAAAAUCAAAACGAGUUAAAGGGAGUUGAGGAAACUUCAAAGGAUUUAACUUACAUAUUAAAUGAAGGGGCUGAAUCAUCGGUUGCGCCUCAAAUUCAAAUAUCUGAAGAAACAUUAAAAAUAAAACCUAAAGUAACAAAGAAGAAACCAACUGGAAAUAAUGAAGAAGAAAAAAAGUUAAAAAGAAAGGAAACUAUAAGAAAGUACUACCAGAAAAAUAAGGAAAAGAUAUGUGAGGAUCAACGAAAUUUGUAUUUAAAAAAUAAAGAAACUGAAACUUUUAAAGAAAAGCGCAUCCAAUAUAGAAAAAAGCAAUACCAAAAGAAUAGAGAAAGAUCGCUAGAAUAUCAACGAGAAUACCGUUUAAAGAAGAAAAAUGAAAAAGAAAUUCUAGAAAAAGAACUACAAUUUGAUAAAGAGGAAGGAAAUGAAUUUGAUAUUCCACAGACGGUAAAAGUCCAGCUCGCUGUCCGCAAAAGGCAUUUCUGCAAAAAUCAUUUACUGCUGCCCUUGUCAUUAUUUUUUUGA
Meloidogyne enterolobii is the source of this 606-nucleotide messenger RNA. The record is from the annotation of a GenBank genome assembly. NCBI's taxonomy places the organism in Eukaryota, Metazoa, Nematoda, Chromadorea, Rhabditida, Meloidogynidae.